Zingiber officinale is the source of this 1471-nucleotide messenger RNA. Its product is annotated as serine/threonine-protein phosphatase PP2A-1 catalytic subunit-like. Gene Ontology annotation, biological process: mitotic cell cycle; peptidyl-serine dephosphorylation. Bases 148 to 1068 code for a protein of 306 amino acids. NCBI's taxonomy places the organism in Eukaryota, Viridiplantae, Streptophyta, Magnoliopsida, Zingiberales, Zingiberaceae. Gene Ontology annotation, cellular component: cytosol. The transcript is spliced from 6 exons. The record is from RefSeq and is a predicted model, not a curated record. Gene Ontology annotation, molecular function: protein serine/threonine phosphatase activity.
CUAUUCUAAUUUCCCAGCAUCACUUGUCAAUUUCUUCUUAUCUUCCUCGAUUCAUUUUCACCAAAUCCUGUCGAAUUUUUCCUUGCUAUAUCGAUCUCCGUUACCGGAUCAGCGAGCGGGAGUCGGGGCCUUUGCCGGCCGCGAGCGAUGCCGUCGUACGCGGAUUUGGACCGCCAGAUCGAGCACCUGAGAGAAUGCAAGUUUCUACCGGAGGCGGAGGUGAAGGCCCUGUGCGAGCAGGCGAGGACGAUCCUCGUCGAGGAGUGGAACGUACAGCCGGUGAAGUGCCCGGUGACGGUGUGCGGGGACAUUCACGGGCAGUUCCACGAUCUGAUCGAGCUGUUUCGUAUUGGCGGCGAGGCACCCGAUACUAAUUACCUCUUCAUGGGGGAUUACGUAGAUCGUGGUUAUUAUUCUGUUGAGACAGUGACACUCUUAGUUGCCUUGAAAGUUCGCUACAGAGAUAGGAUUACAAUUCUCAGAGGAAAUCAUGAGAGUCGGCAAAUAACUCAAGUGUAUGGGUUUUAUGAUGAAUGCUUAAGGAAGUAUGGAAAUGCAAAUGUGUGGAAGCACUUUACUGACUUAUUUGAUUAUUUGCCUCUGACAGCUCUUAUUGAGAACCAGAUAUUCUGUCUACAUGGUGGUCUCUCCCCAUCGUUGGACGCAUUAGAUAAUAUCCGUGAUCUUGAUCGUAUUCAAGAGGUUCCACAUGAAGGUCCCAUGUGUGAUCUUCUGUGGUCUGAUCCGGAUGAUCGAUGUGGAUGGGGAAUAUCACCAAGAGGAGCUGGAUACACAUUCGGCCAAGACAUUGCUCAACAAUUUAAUCAUAGAAAUGGCCUCACCUUGGUGGCUCGGGCCCAUCAACUUGUCAUGGACGGUUAUAAUUGGUGUCAGGAAAAGAAUGUAGUUACAGUAUUUAGUGCCCCAAACUACUGUUAUCGGUGCGGUAAUAUGGCAGCAAUAAUGGAGGUGGGAGAGAACAUGGAGCAGAACUUCCUUCAGUUUGAUCCUGCACCUAGACAAUUCGAGCCAGAAACCACCCGGAAAACUCCUGAUUAUUUCUUGUAGUGUCAAUACGCCUCUCUUUGCCACAAGCUUGCUCGUUAGAUCUGUCAUAGAAAAGAGUUCUGGUUGCUGCAGAGAUGGUCAUUCUUUCGUUUGGGGGUUUAUCUGCUACUGCUGCAACCUUCAGGAGUCUCACCUUGUGCAAUGCCUUGUUCUCCACCGCGCCGAGAUGCUGCAAAAGGCAUGAUCCCUCUUGUUUUAUACAUUUCCAUUCCAAGAAAUGCAAAACACGAUUGCCCUCGUAUAUUUGUAUUAAGGUUUUGUUGUAUCCGACGACUCUGUUUCAUUUGAUUCAAACAAUGAUUAGGCUUGGAAAAUUCGAACGAGCCUACGUCUGUCAGGCUCUGCGCUGAACUGCUAAUUGUGUUGGUAUUAUGAUUGGUUUUUCUUGGGAACGUUGCUUCUA